GAAAAAGAAUCUCUUCAGCAUAGUUUGAGGUACGCUUGACUCUGGUACACAGGAGCAGAGCCUACACGCACCCCACACAAACACACACACACACGCACACGGACAUAUCUCAAAACUCGCAGAUUUCGCACACCAUUACCGAACUCACACCGAAAGAGAGCAACGAACAAAAACCUAGGUCACAAUGGACGCAGAUCGCGCCGCUGUUCGGGUCUUUGACCUCAUCGACUCCAAUCAACUCAACCAGGCGGCGGGCGCCUUAGAGACAGCCGUGAAGAAGUAUCCGCAAGACGACAGCCUUGGCGUCGCCGAGGCGCUGCUAAAGAUGCGCGAGGGCAACUACCCCUUUGCGAAGAAGAGGGCGAUCGAGCUCAGCGCAAAGACGAUCACGAAGCCAAAGGCGGUGAACGCCCUCAUCCACGUCCUGCAGAACUGCUGCUGCUGGGAGGAGCUCGCCGCCACCUACGAGCGCCUGAAGCCGCUGCAAAACGAGCGCCAAAUCAUGGAGAACCUGGUGCAAACCUACGCCCGCAUGGGCGCCUACGCAAAGGUGCAGCAGACGGCGACGCAGCUGUACCGGCAGUACAGCGACCCAAAGUACCAGGUGUGGAUGGUGCAGGGCAUGCUGGCCCAGGUGCCGGCCGACAGCAACGACCACAUGCUGCUCAAGCUCGCCACCAAACUGCUGGAUGCCGCGGUGCUGACAGAGAAGGGCCACAUCGUGCCCUCCACGGUGCAGACGUACGUCGACGUCCUCGCCCAGCAAGGGCAGUACGCGACGGCGAUCGCCUUUCUGUUGAGUGAGCGCGCCGCCAAGAUCGGCCUGCUCGCCACUCGCCUCGAGCAGCUAUCGAGGAUGCUGUGCAAAGUUGGUCGCUUCGCCGCAGCGAACGCGGUGGCGCGUUACCUGUGGACCGCAGAGAGCGACAACUGGACCUCCUUCACGCUCUAUAAAGAAUCGCUCUUGCCCACGGCGGCGAAGGAGGAGGAGGUCGAGGAAGAAGCGAAGACCACCGUGCUGGAGGUGCUCGGCCCAUUGCCGGAGAUGCGCGCCUCGAUUGACUGCCGUACUGCCCACCACUCCCUGGAGGAGGCGGUGAAGCUCGCACGGGAGCUGCAGGUAGCAGAGGAGUCGAAGCACGCGAGCAAGGUGCGUCGUGGCGCUUACCUGGCCGAGCUCGACCUACUGCAUAGCCUGCCGACUGCCAAGGACGAAGUGCACACGAAGGUGAUGGCCUACGUACGCCGCUUCUACCGCAAGCCCAGCUGCUACCUCGACCUCUCCACCUUCCUCACGCCCGCCAUCGCGGCGGAGAUCUACGAGUGGUCACGGACCACCACCACCACCACCGACGAGUCUGUCGAUGAACUGGAGGUGCACACACGACGCCUGCUGGGUCUGCGCUGCUACGUGGCCUCGUGGGAGACGACACCCGCCGCGGCGGAGCUGCACACGCUGUUCGACGAGUGUGUGGAGGCGUACCACAGCAGCCGCAAGCUGUCCGAGGGCCUCGCGUGGAGUGAGGAAGGGCAGUGCGAUGGCUACAUCACCGUCGCGCUGAACACCGCUCUCCGUGGUUUCACGGCGGCAAAGGACGGCGCAUCCGAUUACGCGUACCUCGUGAGGGGCCUCGAUGCCCUGCAGUCCGUGGAUCGGCGCAUGAACAACCCGACGUGGCUCAUCUACGCCGUGUGCUUCGCGAACCUGCUGGGCAUCACCGACUGCGCAGCGCUGCACCAGCUCGCUUUCAAAAACAUCCAGCGGGACACCAUGACGCACAUUGGGUACUGGCCCAUGCUGAGUGGUCUUGCCCUCGAAGAUGUUGGGGAAUGGGAGAGCUGGGCGGAGGACCACUACAGCCGUCAAGAGCGCGACUGCAGCCUGCUGCGGGCCAAGGUGUUCAACUACACCUCAUGGCCCGCGAUGCAGGACGUGCAGCGCUUUGAGGCGGCGCAGACCAACUCCCUCUUCCGCUGGCAGUACCCGGCAAAUGAGCUGGCGGCGGUGCUGACGGAGUGCCAAACGCAGAAGGACGUGGUGGAGUCCUUCGAGACACGCACGGAGGCCUUGUGGCAGGCGUGGGAGAGACUCAGCGGCGCCAACGCGGAAAGCCUCGUGGACAAUACGGAUUGGGUGGUGGCGCGGUCGAUGAUUCUGGGCAAUAUCCACUCCGCCCAGGUGCAGGAACUGACGGAGACCUUGGUGUCGGUGCCCACGCGGGGGUGGCAGCUGCGCCGCAGUCGGCAAAUGCUCGCCUCCGCCUUCCUGUUGCAUGACAUGGUGGCCGUGCACCUUCAUCAGCAGACGGGUCGUCAGAGCGGCAACGCCCGCAAGGGAGGCGGCAAAGGAAAAGGGAACAGCGAAGCAGCGACGACGCCGGCGAGUGCCGCGCCGGUGCUGCUGUGCAAACGCAUGGAAGCGCAAGCUGCCGACGCUGGGCCGGUGGAGUACCUACCCGCCAUCCAGUCGCUUGCGAAGGUGCUGCGCCCCUACGUCGAUUCUCUCGGCGAGGCCACCUCUGAAGUCUCCGCGGAUGCGCUGGAAGAGCUGCGUGCCUAUUUGCAAUCUCUCGUGGCAGACGCAGCGCAGCCGCACAGCGCGGCCGCCUUUGAGGCGUUCCUCUACCCGCAGGCGCACUUCAUCGCCGCGCUGCUGAAGAUGGCCCCAGCGAAAAAAUUGCCGGUGAAAGGGUGGGCAGCGGCGGUGAAGGAGACGCUGGAAGCCGCACAGCACCGCUACGAGGCAGCGACGUGGUCCACGUUGGCCACCACAACCGGACGGACCGCCUCGCCACCCGCUGCUGUGUUGGAGCAGCUGCGUGAAGCGGUGACCGCCGACAGCUUCACGGCGCAGCUGAUGGAAGAGAAGGUGCGUCGCGUGGUGCGGUACGUCUCGGGUUUGAAGGUGGAGCUGAGCGUGUACACUCGUUGA
Messenger RNA from Leptomonas pyrrhocoris, 2932 nucleotides. RefSeq lists its product as hypothetical. Gene Ontology annotation, biological process: N-terminal peptidyl-methionine acetylation. The record is from RefSeq and is a predicted model, not a curated record. The coding region runs from base 185 to 2932 and encodes 915 amino acids. Gene Ontology annotation, molecular function: protein binding; protein-N-terminal amino-acid acetyltransferase activity. Lineage: Eukaryota; Euglenozoa; Kinetoplastea; Trypanosomatida; Trypanosomatidae. The transcript has a single exon. Gene Ontology annotation, cellular component: cytoplasm; NatB complex.